Quercus robur (English oak) is the source of this 877-nucleotide messenger RNA. Its product is annotated as outer envelope pore protein 16-2, chloroplastic. The transcript is spliced from 7 exons. Gene Ontology annotation, molecular function: amino acid transmembrane transporter activity. Gene Ontology annotation, cellular component: chloroplast outer membrane. Lineage: Eukaryota; Viridiplantae; Streptophyta; Magnoliopsida; Fagales; Fagaceae. Bases 179 to 727 code for a protein of 182 amino acids. The record is from RefSeq and is a predicted model, not a curated record.
UCUUUCUUCUCUCUAAUUAUUCUGUUUCACUUACAGUUCAAGAGAAAGAUCAGUAGUGUGCAUAUAUGAUCUUAUAAUUCAGAUAGGAUAGCCGAAGAGGGUUAUAAAUAUAUAAAGUAUAAUUCCUUUUGAUCUGGUAUUGUUUUUACUUUUUAGGCUUUUCUAUCAGGAAAUAAAAAUGAGCAGCAGCAGCAGCAGUAACUUGGAGAAAAGGUCAUUGCUGGAUGAGCUGAGUAGCUUCGAGAAGGGUGGCUUCUUUGACCUCGGCCACCCUCUCCUCAACCGCAUCGCUGAGAGCUUCGUCAAAGCCGCCGGGAUCGGAGCUAUUCAGGCUGUGUCACGCGAGGCUUAUUUUACAGCCAUCGAAGGUGCAGGACUUGAUUCGGGUGGUGGUGAUGUGUCAUCGGAGCUCUCAGGUGCCAAGAAACGUCGGUUCCCAGACCUUAGAGGAGAAACCAACAGAAAAUCCCUUGAAGCCAUGGUGAAGAAUACAGGAAAAGAAUCUUUGCAGUGGGGACUGGCUGCUGGAGUGUAUUCAGGUCUCACUUAUGGGCUAAAGGAGGCUCGUGGAUCUCAUGAUUGGAAAAACAGUGCAGUUGCAGGAGCAAUAACAGGGAUGGCAUUGGCACUUACAUCUGAGGACUCCUCACAUGAGCAGAUUGUGCAAUGUGCAAUCACUGGAGCUGCAAUUUCCACUGCUGCAAAUCUUCUUACUGGGAUAUUUUAAGGCCACCAAAGAAAUGUAGCUGCCUUCCUGUUUUACUUUGAUAUGUUAUUGUCGGUACUUGUCUAAGAAUGUUGUUGUUGCUAGGAUUUUCCUUGAGAAGGUCUUUUCCCUUAAUUAUUAUAAAGGUUUUGGCACUUUCUUGGACUGGUA